AUGGAUCGACCUAAAAGAGACUCCCGAACGCGUCAAGUGGUGGAGCGGUGGCGUGAGCAAGAGCAUGAAAACAAUUACUUUGGCUUUGAUCCUGUUACUCCAUUGACGGACAAAAGAUACAAGCCGCACCAGGAAACGGGAAAUCCUUCAAGACAUCAAAAGCAGGAUAUCGCGUGGCAUUCGUCCACAAGCUUAUAUCCCGAGGAACCGGAAUCCCGUGACUUACCAAUGAGACUCAACCCGGAGUUCUACCGUCCUGAUAGCGCUUUUCAUUGCCAAACUGAAGAGAAAGACUGCAACACACCGGACCUUUGGGGAUUCGAUCCCGCCAUUCCUUCCAAACAAGCACCUAUCUACUCGGAGAAGAAUUGGGCUCAAUCUGGGUUUAACGAAGAAAAGCCUGCUGGGAAGACAACGGACAAUAUGGCAGCUUUAACGAAAGCGGGGUUUCAGACAUUUGCAAUUCGAACGACGCCUUCACAGCAUACGUUACCGGAUGUUUUCUUUAAAGCCAGCUUGAUUUCGCGGCGACGAUGUCUCGAUGAAUAG
Penicillium cosmopolitanum is the source of this 549-nucleotide messenger RNA. RefSeq lists its product as uncharacterized. Bases 1 to 549 code for a protein of 182 amino acids. Lineage: Eukaryota; Fungi; Ascomycota; Eurotiomycetes; Eurotiales; Aspergillaceae. The transcript has 2 exons. The record is from RefSeq and is a predicted model, not a curated record.